UCCGACACCACGCGCUUUGCAGGUGGCCGAAAUCCUAAAGCCCGACCAGUCGACCACCAGCCAGCUCCUCCGUCCUCUCCCCCCACGCCCGGCGUCCCGCCGCCGCCGCCCCCGCCCCCGCCGUCGCCGUCGCCGUCCGAGGCACCGGUCCCCCCCUCGAGCGAGCAGUCGGCCAGUUGGUGGAUCCGUCCACCGCCGGCAACCGAAUCGGGAAGAGGAGGAGGGGGGCAGAUCGAAGCUCGGGGAGAGUCGCCGGCCAUGGUGAAGGAGACGGGCUACUACGACGUGCUCGGCGUGAUCCCCACAGCCAGCGAGUCGGAGAUCAAGAAGGCGUAUUACAUCAAGGCGAGGCAGGUACACCCAGACAAGAACCCUAAUGACCCGCAGGCCGCAGGGAAGUUCCAGGAACUAGGGGAGGCAUACCAAGUGCUUAGUGACCCCGCUCAGCGCCAAGCUUAUGAUGCACAUGGGAAAUCUGGCAUCUCAACGGAUGGAAUAAUUGAUCCAGCAGCAAUUUUCGCGAUGCUAUUCGGUAGUGAGCUUUUUGAGGAUUAUAUUGGUCAAUUGGCAAUGGCGUCAAUGGCUUCACUUGAUAAUUUUGACGAAGAUGAACAGAUCGACACAAAAAAGUUGCAAGACAAAAUGCAGGCUGUUCAAAAAGAAAGAGAGGAGAAACUUGCAGAGAUACUUAAAAACCGUCUGCACCUUUAUGUUCAAGGAAAUAAAGAGGAAUUCGUUCGGCUUGCUGAGGCCGAGGUGUCCAGACUUAGUGAUGCAGCAUAUGGACUUGUUAUGCUGAACACUAUUGGCUAUGUAUAUUCAAGACAAGCUGCAAAAGAACUUGGAAAGAAGGCAAUAUAUUUGGGGGUUCCGUUUGUAGCAGAAUGGUUCAGAGACAAAGGCCAUUUUAUCAAAUCCCAAGUAACAGCUGCAGCAGGUGCAAUAGCUCUUAUGCAGCUGCAAGAAGACUUGAAGAAGCAGAUGGGUGCUGAGGGCCAGACCACAGAGGAAGAACUUGAAGUGUACAUGCAGAACCACAAAAAAGUUAUGGUUGAUUCCUUGUGGAAGCUUAAUGUUGCUGACAUAGAAGCCACCAUAUCACAUGUCUGCCAGAUGGUGCUUCAGGACCCCUUGGCCAGGAAGGAUGACCUGCGUCUUCGUGCCAAAGGACUGAAAACUUUAGGGAAAAUUUUCCAGGGUGUUAAGCUCAACAGUGGUGAGGGGGAAGGGUCGCACAUGAAGAAUAUAGAUAACAUGGAUGACAAUGCCGGUAGCUCCCCUGAUUCGUCACCAAAACGGGAGCCAUCAUUCAAUCCCAUUCCUAACCCUCCUCUUACCCAGAGUCCAUAUGUGGAGGCUCCCCAGUUUGGCGGAACCUAUUGUUCGUUCAACUUCCCAAUGCCGACGGCUCCACCAGGUGCGCAGAGGGAUCCGGUGCCUUGAUGGCUGACACCAGAUUUCGUGUACCAUUAAUUAUUUCAUGUAAUGUCGCUUGUGCAUGGUGCAUCAUUUGUACCUGUGGUAGUAGAGGAGACGGAUGAGUCCGAAUCAGUCAGAUAUAACCUCACUAUUUCUCCGGUUGUGUAGCAGCCGCGCAUUGUCUGUCUAUUGUGUACAGUUGUGUUAAGGCUGCUGUUACAGAAGCAGCAGCAGGUCACAAUUGUUGUACAUGAUUUGGUGUUGUUAUUCCUGAGCUGAGGUCUCUUGCUGACAUUGAGGUUUACA
This is a messenger RNA of Triticum dicoccoides, 1725 nucleotides long. RefSeq names its product chaperone protein dnaJ 10-like. Lineage: Eukaryota; Viridiplantae; Streptophyta; Magnoliopsida; Poales; Poaceae. The record is from RefSeq and is a predicted model, not a curated record. Bases 259 to 1443 code for a protein of 394 amino acids. The transcript is spliced from 10 exons.